UUCGAAUUUAUAACAGGCUCGGAAAUUUUCUCUCCACUGGUAAGCUGAUACCCUUUUGUUUGGUUCCCAAGAAAAUCAAACAAAAGAAUUGAAAAUUAUUUAUUUAGCCUGGAUUCAGGGCAAUGGCGGAAAAGAUUAUAAUACCUGACCGGACUGUUUCCUUUGAGUAUAUGCUUUUUGAUGGAGAUCCUGACGACCUAAGAACAGUUGUUGCGACACCUACCCAGAUGUCACCAUGGAUUGAAGCAGCUGAAUUGAAACUAAAGCACCGGAUUGGACGUGGCACCUUUGGUGAUGUUUGGUUAGCAACACAUCAUCAGUUCGCUGAUGAUUUUGAGGAGUAUCAUGAAGUGGCUGUUAAAGUGUUGCAUCCCUUGAAAGAGGACCUCACACAAAUGUUUGUGGACAGAUUUGAAAGGAUAUUUUUGAGGUCUCGAGAAAUGCAAGGUGUUGGUUGGUUGCAUGGUGUCUCAAUUAUGAACGGGCAGAUCUGUAUUGCAAUGAAAUUUUAUGAAGGAUCAGUUGCUGAUCGGAUAGCCUGGUUGAAAGGGGGCAAGCUUCAAUUUUCAGAUAUUUUGAGGUAUGGUAUAGAUUUGGUAAAAGGGAUCCAAGAGCUGCACUCAAUUGGGUUGCUGGUACUGAACCUUAAGCCUUCGAACUUCCUAUUUAAUGAUCAUGAUCGAGUGGUUCUUGGAGAUUUUGGUAUACCUUAUCUACUACAUGGCAUUCCAUUGAUGAAUUCAGAGAUGGCUUUAAGACUUGGAACACCAAAUUACAUGGCCCCGGAACAGUGGGAUCCGGAAGCGCGAGGUCCUAUGUCUUUUGAGACAGAUUCAUGGGGGUUGGGGUGUAGCAUAGUGGAGAUGUUGACUGGCAUCCAGCCUUGGUUUGGGAAAUCAAUUGAAGAAAUAUAUCAAUCUGUUGUGAUCAAGCAGGAAAAACCACAGAUUCCAAGCGGCCUUCCAUUUGCUGUGGAGAAUGUUAUCAAGGGAUGUUUCGAGUAUGAUCUCCGGAACCGACCUGUCAUGGAAGAUAUUCUAUUUGCAUUUCAAAGCUUGCAUAAUGUUGUUUACAGUGCUGGAGGAUGGGUUGGUCUCGAAAGCAGAGCCCUUGCAGAAAAAUCAAGCUUUGGUGGCUAUACUGCAUGGUAUCUCUCCAAAGAUCAUCUCCAAGUGGGCGACACAGUUCGUUCAAGAAAGCCCAUGAAUGCAUGUAAACCUCAAAACGUAGAUGUACCUAACGGAACUGUGGUUGAUGUGGGUAGUGAUGCUGAUAGAAAUGGUUUUGUGCUGGUUAAAAUUGCUGGAAUUCACAACCCUCUCAGGGUACAAGAGUCAACACUUGAGAGAGUCACAUCUGGCUUUGCAGCGGGAGAUUGGGUGCGACUGAAGGAAGAACAUGGCAGGCAUUCUCCUGUGGGAAUUAUACACUUUGUGGAUCGUGAGGGAGGCGGUGUGACUGUUGGGUUUGUAGGUUUAGAGACUCUCUGGAUGGGAAGUUCUUCCGAGCUUCAAAUGGCUAAAGCUUAUUGUGUAGGGCAGUUUGUGACGCUGAAGGCUAAUGUGGCUGCUCCACGAUUCGAGUGGCCUCGUAAAAGAGGAGGACGAUGGGCCACUGGGAGGAUUUCACAAAUCCUCCCAAACGGGUGUCUUGUUGUUGGCUUCCCAGGGAGGCUGGUGUUUGGAGAUGAAUCCAAUAGCUUCCUAGCAGAUCCAGCUGAAGUGGAGCAAGUUUCUUUUGAUACUUGUCCUGGAGUGGUGCAGAAAUAUCAGCACGUUGAGGAUUUUCACUGGGCUGUAAGACCCCUUGCAAUUGCAUUAGGUGUAUUUACUGCCAUGAAGCUUACAAUUUCUGUCGGACGAAGAGUAAGCACAAAACUGAGAAAGCGCCAAACAUCAGGCAACGGCCAGGAUGGCUCAGGUGGUAACAAUGCAGCUUGGCUUCCACCGCCAUUUGCAAAUAUUCUCUUCAAAGAGGCCAUUCCUACUGCCACUGUUAGGUAAUCUGUCACCCUUUAUCCAGCCAUGAGUAAGUUUCCUAGCAUCUAAAAUCACUCAGGCUGUUAACCAGAAUAACUGCCAAAGAUCAAGAACAUCAUUGGUUUAACUUAAUGCAAAUGGUACCACUCAGCUGUAAAUAUGGAAGUAAAUACAUAUAUUUUUAUAUGCUCUGUGUAAAUCCACAUUGCAGAGUAUUUCAAUUUAUGCAUUUGGCUCCCUUUGUUGUAUAAAUUUGAACUUCGAUUCUGGUCUGCUUCAAGGUGGUUGGUUCCUGUGUACUUGUUGCUCUGGCGCAUGGUAUGCCAUGUUUAUCUUCUUCUAAAUUCUAUGAAUUAUUGCUCUAACGAGAAUAGUCAUUGUUGAGAACCU
Messenger RNA from Manihot esculenta (cassava), 2369 nucleotides. RefSeq names its product E3 ubiquitin-protein ligase KEG. Gene Ontology annotation, biological process: protein phosphorylation. Lineage: Eukaryota; Viridiplantae; Streptophyta; Magnoliopsida; Malpighiales; Euphorbiaceae. Gene Ontology annotation, molecular function: protein kinase activity; ATP binding. The transcript is spliced from 5 exons. The coding region runs from base 123 to 2003 and encodes 626 amino acids. The record is from RefSeq and is a predicted model, not a curated record.